Messenger RNA from Beta vulgaris subsp. vulgaris (sugar beet), 2056 nucleotides. RefSeq lists its product as uncharacterized. Lineage: Eukaryota; Viridiplantae; Streptophyta; Magnoliopsida; Caryophyllales; Amaranthaceae. The record is from RefSeq and is a predicted model, not a curated record.
CCCCACCCCAAUAGGAAGGUUUACAGUUUACCACUUACAAACCAUUAUCUCGACCGACAACAGUAGUACCUAAAUUGUAUCCUGCUCUCAACAUCAAAUCUUCAAAUCAAAUAAUCAAUGGCGUCUCUCACCAGCAGCAUCAGAUUAUCUGCAUUCUCUCUCUUCAAACCUCCAUCUCCAACACUCAUCCUCCCUAAUUCAGUUCUCUCAUCCUCAAAACUCCAAUUUCGCACUUGUAAAACUACUCUCUUCACUACUAAUCUUAAUUUGCGGAAAUCCCUAAAAGUAAAAUCGCAAUUGAAAUUCAAUUGCCCUAUUAUUUCACCCAACGAUCACUGGGGUUUAUGGUCUGCUCUUCUCUCCACCGCAGCUUUCGGACUUUGGUCAGCGAAGACAAAGAUUGGGAGCAUGGUCAGUUCUGCACUUGUGAGCAUUUUGAUCGGCCUAGCAGCGAGUAAUCUAAGGAUUAUUCCUUAUGAAGCACCAGCAUAUUCCACGGUUUACUUGCUACCCUUAACUGUUCCUUUGCUCUUGUUUAGAGCUAAUAUGCGUCAGCUUAUUCAGUCAACUGGCCAGUUACUUUUGGCAUUCUUGCUUGGAUCAGUGGCUACAGUGAUCGGGACGGUCGUUGCGUUUUUUGUAGUUCCCAUGCGAUCACUUGGUGCUGAUAGUUGGAAAAUUGCUACUGCACUUAUGGGAAGUUACAUUGGUGGAUCUGUCAAUUACAUUGCAAUUUCUGAGGUUCUUGGUAUUUCUCCAUCAAGUGUGGCUGCUGGAGUAGCUGCAGAUAAUGUCAUUUGUGCAGUUUACUUUAUGGUAUUAUUUGCAAUAGCAUCCAAAGCACCUCCCGAGGUCUCUAAAUCAAACAUAGAUGUUCAAGUGACUUCAGAGAGUAAGACUCAGAUUCAACUCCACACACUAUCUUCUGCAACUGCUAUUGCUGUAUCUUUUGCUAUAUGUAGCGGUGCUGUCCUCAUCACGAAAUUGUUUGGAAUCCGAGGAUGCACCAUUCCUAUAGCUACAGGAAUAGUGGUAGUUCUAGCUACUGCCUUUCCCCUAGUGUUCAAUUACCUUGCGCCUUCUGCAGAGGUUAUGUCUUCAGUUUUAAUGCAGGUAUUCUUCGUUGUGAUUGGUGCAAGCGGCAAUGUCUGGAGCGUUAUCAGCACCGCACCAAGUAUAUUUCUGUUUGCAUUUGUACAAGUUACGGUCCAUAUGGUCGUCAUUUUUGGUUUAGGGAAGCUGUUUGGCUUUGAUCUGAAGCUGCUGCUUUUGGCUUCCAACGCCAAUAUUGGAGGCCCUACAACAGCUUCUGGAAUGGCGACAUCCAAAGGCUGGGAUGAUCUGAUUAUACCCGGAAUUCUAGCUGGCAUUUUUGGCAUAACUAUAGCAACUUUUGUUGCUAUUGGUGUUGGUUUAACAGUCCUUAAACAGAUGUAAAGUCAGGAUUCUAAUAUAUUCUCUGAGUAUAUUAUCGUACAGUGCUGAAUUGCUGGUGAAGUUGGUAGCAUUGGAGCAUGAAUUUAAUUUAUGGUAGGCAUGGGAAUGAAGAUUUGGAUUCUGAUUCCUGAUUUGUCCCAAUUGCCAUUUUGGAUGAUUCGGCUCAAAUCCAUGACCUUUCAAAAUAAGCCCAACAAAUGCCUUCCCAGAUCCCACUCGUAAAAAAUUUGAAACCUCAAACCCUUGCAAAAAAAGCACAGUUUCUUUAACCUGUCUACACUCCCUCACUCUCCACCACCAUCACUACCUCUGACACCUGCUCCACCAAUCCUUUGCUGAUGUUGGAAGCACUCGUAGAAGAAGGUGGUAGAUGUAGAAGCCUUCGCUCCUCACGUUGCUGGUGGUGACUAACGUUGAACUCAAGUAGUAGAAGCUGGUGAUAUUUUGAAUAGUUUUGUGGGGAUAGAUGGGUAAAGGAACUUGUAAAUCUCUUCAACAAUCUUUGAAUCAGUUCUUGUACUGAGUUUUUCUUUUUAGUGGUGAAAAUUAGUUCUUGUAUUUCGAUUUCAUAAGUGAUCAUAACUUCAAAUUUCUAAUUAAAUUUGUCUUUUCAAGUUCA